AAAAUAAGGCAGUGAUUCGAACUGCUGUACAAUUCUGUGCAGUACAAGCGGCAGCCAUUCAGUAGAACGUUCUGUCCGCAACGUUCUAUUCGCUGUCAGAACGUUCUAUUCGCUGUCAAUGCAUUCAAUUAAAUCGCUGCGCCGCAUUUCAUUUCCUGCGGGCUUCCCUUUCUAAAAUGAUAGCUCUAUCCGGUUUGCUACGUAAGCAAUGACUUCAAUCGGGCGGGCGGGGCUGUGGCUAGUAGGAGACGUUAUAAGGAAGGGAGAUUAGUCAAUGGCUGUAUGCAGAAUCGUACUAUAAUUAAAGCUAAACAAACAGGGAAAUAGGCAGAAAGAGUGAGGGAGAGCUGCUGGUGACGGUUUCAUAGUCUGCAAAGGUACAGUGUAACUGAGAUCAGAGAGGGAGAAACGAAUCUUGUGAUCUUCUCAUUGACUGCAAAGACACAGUGUAUCUGAUCAGAGAGAGCUCCUGGGAGAGACUGCCUGGACUCCGUAAUCUCAUUUUCUGUCUGCAAUCAGGAAGCAGAGCCUCCAGUGACCCUCUCCUGGCAGAGUGACAGCCUGAUAAGACCCUGCAUUGACCCAAACGAAAAGAGAGAGAGAGAGAGAGAGAGAGAGAGAGACAGCUGUGAGUGGUUGGAGUGUAGGGGGCGGUGUCUGGCUCUGUAUAUGGAUUGUCCCAUUCACUAUUCUCAGCAGAUCAGCAUGUCUGUCCGUUUACGAGAGGAGACUUCUCAGAUCCUGGAGGACUUUCUCCAACAUCACCUGGAUGGAGGACAACAGCCACCCCCCUGUCCUGCUGCCCAGACCCUGCGGAGGGUAGCCGGGGAGAUGCUGGACAAGAACCGCUCCUUUUUUGACUCGUGCAGCCAGAUCUCUGGCAAUCCUAAGGAUGUUUUACAGACUGUGGCCGCCACGCUCAUAGAGGAUGGGGGGCUGAACUGGGGGCGCAUUGUGUCUCUUAUCAUGUUUGCUGGAGUUUUGGUAAAAGGGUCAAAGGAUCAAAGAACUGCGACCCCAAAGGAACUAGCCGAGGUGCUGAGCCAAUUCCUGGCAGAGGAGCAAAGAGACUGGCUUCAGAGCAACGGGGGAUGGAAUGGGUUCCAUAAAUACUUCAGCAACAAAGGUGCCCUGCCCGGCCAGGACAAUAAUGCCAUAUCCGGAGCCCUGGUAGCUGUAGCAGGGUUUGGACUUGCUGGUUUGGCGUUCCUUCUGGCUGUACGAUAAAUCUGGACAGUCUCGAAAGAUCAUCUGGAGAAUUCUGAUCCUCAUCCUGGGAAUCCUACACGUUGUACAAUAAAACCAACAUGAGCUGACCUAGACACUGUUUACAAAGCAAUGAUUUCCACUGCCAUUCUUGUUUAUUAUAGCUAGUAUUAUAUUUUUUUAUGGAAUGCAUAAUUUUAAUUUAACUUUUUUUUUUUUUUUUUUUUAAUGUGUAAACCGACACAGAACGAUAUGAGCUGUACAUUGUAUAAACGUAACUGAUUAAGGUUUCCCCAUAGCAGGCCAGCAGUUAUCCCAUAUUUUAUUUGGUUUCUUAAUUAGAAGGGUAAAGUCAUACUGUACACAAGUUGACCAUACAAUUCAAAUUAAAUUCAAGAACCAAAAAAAUCAUAUAUGCAUAAGCAUUUUUUUUUUUUUUGUUACACAAUUUACAAAUGUUACAAUUUUUUUUUUAUAAAGCACGUUAUACAGCGAGGUAAAAAUAUAUGAAGACAAAAACAAAAUAAAACCUCUCUGAUCAGAUCUGGAUUUAUCUUGUAAAAACUGGAAUUCUUUAAUAUGGAAGGCAAAUCAUGCUUACUUUUUAAUGUCCUUCUAAAAGACCAUUAAGACUAAACCACAUGUUUAACGGUCUAUCUCUUCUACAUUGUAUCAUGCUAUUACUAGACAAAGGAACACAGACUACAGAGUAUACUGUAAUACCUGAGCUCAAGAUUCCUUUCAUUCAGUAUUUGACUCUACAUAGAUCUUUCACUCUACACCUUCUAGCUCAAGAUGCCCCAAUGAACCACGAGCUCAAGAUGUCUCAAUGCUUGGCCUAUGAGCUACAAGCUCAAGACUCCCAUUAACUCAAUCCCAAAUGAGCCACAAGCUGCAGAUGUCAAAGUAUAGGCCUUGAGCAAUGCUCCCAUCUAAUACUACACCACAGCUAACUACAUUUUCUUGUAUAAACCAUUGAAGAGGCAUAAGGCUGUGUUGGUUCUCUUAGUGAUGACAACUUUGUGUUUAUUCUUACCAUUAUUUGGGUAGACUUUUACAGCCAUGUUUUUCUUCUUUUGGAAACAGUUCUAGAAUAAAAAAUUGUAAUUAAAUGUUUUUUGUUUUGUUUUAAAAUAGAAAGCUGACAAUGUUAGUUAAUUUUUGAAUUGCCAUCAAUCUGUAAUAAACGGUCAUCUAGUGAGAUUAAGUUAACUUCAGUCGGUAAUUUUAAAUAUAAUCUAUAUUGAGUAUUUAAUUUAUAGUGAGAUACAUUCCAUUUUGGCAACCCAUGGGAGUCUGGCAUUUCCAUGCAUAAGCACUUUGAAAUUCUAUAUUGGGCCAGAGACAUAUGUUCUAAUAUAUUUUCAGUUAUCUCUGCCUCAUAUCAAUUAUUUAACUAUUUUUGUGAGGGUUUCCUCUCCCUCCUCUCCUGACCUUCUUCUUCUCUAACCCUUGUUUCCUUAACUUAAAUAAAAUGCUUCUAGUUUUUAUGAA
Molecule: messenger RNA, 2700 nt
Organism: Pelobates fuscus (common spadefoot toad)
Lineage: Eukaryota; Metazoa; Chordata; Amphibia; Anura; Pelobatidae
Gene: BCL2L10
Product: BCL2 like 10
Exons: 2
Coding region: 670-1227 (185 amino acids)
Biological process (GO): extrinsic apoptotic signaling pathway in absence of ligand; intrinsic apoptotic signaling pathway in response to DNA damage; regulation of apoptotic process
Cellular component (GO): mitochondrial outer membrane
Molecular function (GO): protein heterodimerization activity; protein homodimerization activity
Source: RefSeq, a predicted model, not a curated record